Trichoderma virens Gv29-8 is the source of this 918-nucleotide messenger RNA. RefSeq lists its product as uncharacterized. Bases 1 to 918 code for a protein of 305 amino acids. The transcript has 2 exons. The record is from RefSeq and is a predicted model, not a curated record. NCBI's taxonomy places the organism in Eukaryota, Fungi, Ascomycota, Sordariomycetes, Hypocreales, Hypocreaceae.
AUGGCCGACAUUGGCACAGGGGGAUUUCUAGCUGUUGGUAAUAAAGCGCCAUGGGGACUUCCAGACAGUUGUUUUCGGCCUUCAUCGCAGGCCAAUGCUACUGGUUUAUUUAGCAUCCCGGCAUUCAAUCUGUCCUCAUCGAAUGAGUCUUUGGAGGGAGAUGGGCAUAAGUGGAACAUCGAGAUAUCGCUUCAGGCCAACAUUCCACUCAAUGGCUCUACUGACAAAAGCCUCAGCGCUGCUCAGAAAGAGGAGUUCACCCAGUUCGUCUCCAUGAGCCUCAAUAACGUAGAAAAAACAGAGGUUGAGAAGGUUGCGGGUGUGAACCGGGUGUGCGGCUACAUCUUCUCUGGUCUCAAUAUUAACGCGACAGCGGAUAACCAGGACGAUGCGAGCAAAGGCGGAAACUGUGGCUUUUUCUCACGGCAAUGCCGAGAAGACUUGCAGAGUGCGGUUCAGCAGCAAGCAACCGAUUGUGGUUCGGCUACUGUACCAGACUCUUGUCGCGACUGGCUCGGUCUGUCUCCGUCUGGGAACCAAGUCUUACAAGUGGUUUCGUUUGAGUUUAACGAGAAACUGCUCGCUGGUAGCCGCUUUUUCACCUUUGGCUUUCCGCCGGCAUCGGAGAAUAACGAAACAGAAUACGAUACUGCCGUUAGAAACAUCUGGCCAGUACUCUUCACGUGGAGCCACGCAUCCGGCACGUCAGACAAUAUCACCAUGGCCGCAUCAACACUACGCUGCCUGCGUCCCAGCAACGUUACCAGCGGCAGCCGAGAUCCCAAUGAGUCAAGCAAGGGAAGCAAUGGAGACAAAGGAAGUAGUGAUCACCCUGGUGCUGCUGGUACCAAUUCUGUGCCAACGCUUGCGGCGACGCUGCUGUUGACAGCUUUCGCUUCUUGUCUUAUAUUUUUGUAA